GUCAUCACGAGGUUUAAUGACACAAAGGAAUGUUCAUUAAAUAAUAAACAUUAUUGUGCACUGGGGGUGAAAAUCUUGUGAAAUCUGAUUUCCAACUAACAGCAUGGACUCAAUAAACACACACACUUGUUCCUUGGAAGUGUGGUGUAAGGUCCAGGACCACCCUCUUUAUCUGGUAUAAAUACGAGAGCAUGAAGCUUCUGUCUCAUCCACAAACUUGCAUCCUUCACAAGACGUCUUUUAAAGAAGACAUUUCUUGCCACCUGCUUCAUCAGUUCCUUGCUCAAGAUGAACAGCAUGUCAAACCUGGCACCUGUUGUUGAAGUUGGAGGUCAGGGAGGAGAUGCUUUCGAUUUCAAUGGCACUGGAAAUGGAAGCAUGAUAAAAACGAUCCAGGUUUGGGAAGGUGACUACAAAAUAAAAGCCAUGAAGGUGUGGCUUACUGAUGGCCGGUCCGAGCAGUUUGGUGAUCCUGCUGGGAAUCUGAAAGAGUUUACAUUUGAAGAUGGAGAGCAUUUCACCUCCCUUUCACUUUGGCCAAAUAAAGAUGAUACACGUCUGGGUGCAAUCAAAUUCAAGACAAGUCAGUCCCGAGAAUUCUAUGCAAAAUUGACAACUCAUAGACUUAAACCAGAAGUUUCAGUUGAUGUUGCUUCUGGGAUCUGCAUCGGAAUCAAAGGACGUUCAGGGUCUGAUAUUGAUCGCUUAGGCUUCAUGUUCAUCAACACCAUCAAGUCUGCUCAGCUUAUCAAUGUUGUGUAUCCCACCAUUUCUGAUGUGAUACCCAAAGUGGCUGUUGGAGAAAUUAAAUCCAUGACCUUCCAGAACAAGACUUCUGUACUUCAAGAAUACAAAAUUGAGACCUCCAAAAAAAUCAUCCAAAAAUCCUCCUGGUCUGUUAAGGGAAAAGAGGCAUUCAGCCUAGAAGUAAAUGCAGGAAUUCCAUUUCUUGUGGGGGGGGAAUCAAGAUAUCAAUUAACCAUUGGUGUUGAAGGUGCAUAUGCUUCAGACUUCAAUACAGAGAAAAUGAUGCUCUUCUCAUUUCCUGUUAAAGUUCCUCCAGGUAAAACCGUGGAUGUGGACAUCACACUUGGCCAGGCUACAGUUGAUCUCCCAUUCACUGGCAUCAUGAAGAUUACCUGCCAUAAUGGCGGUGUGCUGGAGUAUAAUACCAGUGGAACCUACAAGGGUGUCACUUACUCUGAUGGAAAAGUGGUUGUGAAAGAAUCAAACAAAAUGAUUGGUGCAGCCUAAUAAGCUUUUAAUUCAAUUCAAAUGACCUAUAUGAUCCUGCAUCUUCAUGUUUAUCCUGCAUUUAGUGGAAUGGGUGAUUUUUUUCCUAAUCUGUAAAUCAAUAAAAAAUGUGAUUUGAAUUAUUCUGCUGGUCUUCCAAUGGUGCAAAGCCACAUUAAUAAAAUAAAUCUUUACAAAACAUUUGCAGUAAUAAAUAAAACAUCUACUUUCAUGUUUUUUAUAGAUUUACUUUGACUGUAGCUUUGUGUGAUAUCUGGACUUGAUUAUUUUCCUUUCACAUAUUCAGAAGAUUAUAAUCUGUUAUGAUUUCCAUCAAUAAAAUCAGUUUCAAUUGAAA
Messenger RNA from Tachysurus fulvidraco (yellow catfish), 1591 nucleotides. RefSeq names its product aerolysin-like protein. The transcript is spliced from 2 exons. Bases 289 to 1254 code for a protein of 321 amino acids. The record is from RefSeq and is a predicted model, not a curated record. Lineage: Eukaryota; Metazoa; Chordata; Actinopteri; Siluriformes; Bagridae.